Messenger RNA from Schistosoma turkestanicum, 5925 nucleotides. NCBI's taxonomy places the organism in Eukaryota, Metazoa, Platyhelminthes, Trematoda, Strigeidida, Schistosomatidae. The record is from the annotation of a GenBank genome assembly.
UAUAUGCGGUACUUCUCAUUUUUUCAAAGUUUUAGUCAUCAUGAACAAGUCAUGUUCAAAUCUUAACGAAUUCCAGACUGACCAAUACAUAGAUAUCAAAGAACGACUUGUGGCUUUGGAGAAGCACUUAUCAGACCCUUUUUCAGAUUGCUAUGUAGAACGCCUCCUUGAUGUGGUUGUAGCAUGUGUCACAGAAUGUACAAAAAGUGUAAAAAGUGUAAAAAAUGAGAACAUGUUGGCAUUUUUGCAAAGGUUUCUCAAUGUGGCAGUAUGUUUACAGUCAUAUCGUCGUAAACCGGAAGAUUUCUCAUUUAUCAGUUCAUUGGGCCAUGGCGCAUUUGGUCGUGUCCAACUUGUUCGUGAAAUUACAACAGGUCGUGUAUGUGCAAUGAAAGUAUUAAAGAAAUCUCGAAUGCUUGCACAACACACAGAUUAUUGGGCUGAAAAAGAAAUCAUGUCACAUGGGGAAAGUCCAUGGAUUGUACAAUUAUAUUAUGCUUAUCAGGAUUUUAAAAAUUUGUAUAUGGUUAUGGAAUAUGUUCCCGGUGGUAAUCUUGUCAGUUGGAUGGAUGAAGUAGAGUUCAUGUCAGAAGCAGCUUGUCGAUUUUAUGCAGCUGAAACAAUUCUUGCUUUAAUUGACUUACAUGCAAUGGGAUUUAUACAUCGUGAUUUAAAACCGGACAAUUUAUUAUUAGAUGCUGGUGGUCAUUUGAAAUUAGCUGAUUUUGGUACUGCUGUACGUGUUGAUCCAGAAACUUCUUUAAUUCAUUGUGAUGCAGCUGUUGGAACACCGGAUUAUCUUAGUCCCGAAGUUCUUUUAUCACAAGGAAUUGGCGGUGGAAGUUAUGGAUUUGAAGUGGAUUGGUGGGCAUUAGGUGUUGUGAUUUAUGAAAUGCUUUAUGGUAUUACACCAUUCUAUUCAGAAACAUUAGUUAACACUUAUGCUAAUAUUAUGAAUCAUGCAAAUAGUUUGAAAUUUCCUGAAAAUGUUAAUGUUUCCGAUGCUUGUUUGGACUUUAUGAAAAAGCUUCUAUGUGAUCGUACUGAAAGACUUGGCAGUCAAGCACAUUCUUUAUCUGACGUAUAUAAUCAUCCAUGGUUUUCUGUUGAUUGGACUCAAUCACAACAAACUGAUGGACAUUUAGAUUCUAUGGAUAUAUCCAUUGCUGAUUGGACAUGGUCGAAUAUACGUGCAUGUCGUGCACCGUUUCAACCACAUUUACGCAGUGAAACUGAUACAUCCUAUUUUCAACAAGAAACUGAUGAUGAAGAUGAUGAACUGAUAGUGGAUGGUGAGAAUAAUACAGUUGAUGAUAAAAAUUCUACUAAUCAUGACCGAAAUAAUAAUAAUAAUGAUAAUAAUAAUAGGCAUGAUUUACAACAACCAACCAAUGGAAAAUGUAAAGAUGUAGUUCGUGGUGGUAAUUUUCCUGAAUCAUCUAACAGUGAUCAUAAAUAUUCUGGACGUUGUUCUGAUAGUUUACUGGAAUUGCCAGGAAGUCAAUUAGCAUUUGCAGGUUUCUCAUUCUCCUCAUCACAUCCACAUCAUUUGGCAUUGUUGACUGGAUUGCAUUUAACUUCAUUACGUGGAUCCAAUAUGCCAGCAACCACAUCAUCCGAUCUAAUCAAUAAUAAUACUACUGAUAAUAAUCUUAAUCAUAAUAAUAAUGCUAAUGAUAAAUUCGAUCCGAUUCAACUUGAUCAAUCAAUAAAUCAUCAAUUACAAGAGAAUAAAUGUGAUUAUUGUAAACAUUCUUUCCUAAAAUACAAUAAUAAUAAUAAUAAUAAUAAUAAUAAUGUGAAUAGUAUGAAUAAAUUAUUAAUCAAUAAUGAAAAUGAAAAUGUCAUAGAUUCCAAUCUGAUUAAUCAUGCCAAUUGUGAAUCACAAUUAACUGCUUUACGAAUUCAAUUAGAAGAUGCAUUAACAUUGUCAGAUACACAUGUAAAUGAAAUCAAUUCAUUGAGUGUACAGCUAGAACAAGCCAAUGCUCGAUAUCAUGAAUUGGAGAAUAAAAUUUCUUUACAAGAAAUUAAUUUUAAAAAAGUUCAUGAAGAAAUGGAAAGGCAACUGGAAAAUGCUCAUGCUGAAGCUGCAACAAAUCGUUCAUAUUUAGAAGCAGAAAUUAUCAAAUGGAAGUCUCUUGCACAAUCAGAAGAAGCAGCCAGACAGUCAGCUGAAACAGCUGGCAAUUUGGCUGUUGCUACAGCUACUGCUCAACUAGCUCGUCGUGCAGUCGAGGUAGUCGAUCGUUUAGAUCGUUCAGGUGCUCGAAAUAGUUUAUCACGUGUAGUAGCUGUAUCACCUGGAGCAGUAGUAACCAGUGAUCCAAGCAAUUUAAUUAAUUCAAGCUCAAAUCUUGAUUUAAACAAUUUAUCAGAUCAUAGUGAUGUUGAUUUACCUGAAACGAAUAAAUCUUCAUUGGAUAAUCCGAAUACCGCUACAGAAUUAUUAAUUAGUCGAAUGGAAGAAAUGGCUAGACGUGCACAUCGUGCUGAAACAGCUGCUCAAGAAGCAGUGGAUCAAUUGGAAGCAGAAAAACAUUUUAGUCGUUUAUAUAAAGAAACAUGUGCCGAGAAAACAGAUCAAUUAAACGAAAAGGUUCGUGAACUUGAAUUAUUACAUGAUCAUUAUGCUAAAAGUUGUAAAGCAAAUCAAAGAGCUUGUGAAAAAUAUGAAGCUGCUUUAAGAGCUCUUAAUGAAGAACAACAAAAAUCUGCACGAUAUUUAGAAGCUGCACAGAAUGCCAAAGAAAGCGCUCAUGCAGCAACUCAACGUGCAGCAUGCGCUAGCAGUGAAGUAGCUCAAUUACGCGUUGAACUUGAACGAAUGACUCAAGCUUAUAGAAAAGAACAAACAAAAUGUACUGCCACUGUAAAUAAAUUAACUGAGGUUAUGUCUGGCAAAAAUCCGGAUACAUUAGAAUUAAUGUGGCUUGCUAGCUUUCAACAACAACAAGAACAAGAAAAUGGCGGUAGAACUGUUAGUCCAUUUUCUCUUGGCUCCAAUUCAGCUCGUAGUAAAGUAGCCAAUUUGAAAGGUUUAGGUCAACAGAAACGAAUGACUUUACAAUUGAAUCAACGUCAUAAAGAAAAUAAACGAUUAAUAUCGGAAAUUAAUCGAUUGAAUGACGAAUUGUCUACAUUACGAAAAGAAUAUGAAAGUAAGUUACACUCAAAUCAAUUGCAUACCAUGUCAAUGGAAUUAGAAUUGGCUUCACUUCGAGAACAAUUACAUAAUACUGUUUCCAUGACAAAUUCAUUAUCACAACAAGGUCUAGAGAAUGAUGAAUCGUUUGGAUUGCCACAUCAUCAACAACACCAACAGCAGCAGCAGCAGCCACCAUCGAAUCAAUAUAAUCAUCGUAAUGACGCAUCAUUUAAUAAAUCUAUUCACAUAUCUGAUAUCUCGUCUAGUUUAGCAAACAAUAAUAAUCCUAAAAGUAACAAUGAUAAUAUCAUUACUAAUAUGCAUAACAAUACUAAUGAUUGUGAUUUUACAUUGAGUAAAUCAUUUAGUGCCAUACGUCCUAAUUCUACUAUACCAUCGACACCCCAUUCAUCUGUUUCAUAUGAAUCUGGUCUAAAGUAUCCUAUUGUCAGUAAUUGUGGUAAUACUACUACUAAUAUUAAUAAUAGUAGUAGUCAUUUAAAAACUUCAAUGAAUAACUCUCGUAAUUCUACUGAAUUAUUAUCUUCUUAUACAUCACCUACUAUUGAUGAUCCUUUAUUAAAUGAUUUCAAAUUCUAUGGUAUCCUUGAAGUUGGACCAAAACGUGGUAAACGGAAUAAGCUACAUUGGGAAUCAUGUUUUGCACAGCUAUCACGAACUCAUUUAAUUUUAUGGGAUAUACCAAGUGAUUUAUGCAAACGUGUACAUGAAUUACAAAAUAAAUAUUUAGUUGUAUCGAAUUUUGUUGCAUCUACAGUCAGUGCAAAUAUGAAUAAUUUAAAUAUACGUUUAGAAAUGCCAUUAAAUGCAUUAUAUCAUGUACGUUCAGUGAAUUCAUGUGAUGUAUGCCAUGAACGUGUUGAAGAUUUACCUCGUGUUUUCCAGAUUAUCUAUGAUCGUCAAUACUUGAGUAAUUGUGGUGGUAGUAGUAGUACUAGUACUAAUACUACUAGUAGGAUUAAUGUUAGUAAUAACAAUAAUUCUAGUAGUAACAUACACACUGGAGGUAUGAAACAAUCUUCAAGUGGUAAUGCAGUCAGUAAUGUUGGCAAAAUGUCAAAUAUAAAUCUUACAGGUGAUUCUGCAUCUCAACCGCGUAAAUCUAGUUUUGGAUCGUCUGUACUAUUUUCUACAUCUAGUCCUCAUCCAUCAAAUUCACGACGUGUUGUUGUACGCGCUGAUUCAAUGUCCAAUUCACAUGCACAUUCCGUGUCCAAUUCAUCUAAUAAACGUUCGAAUCAUAUUGAAAAUGCUACUGUUGAGCGUCAAAUAAAUUCAUUGUCUAAUGAAUCAUCACUUCAUAAUGCAGAAUCAAGUACAAUUUACACGAAAGGACAUGUUCUACAACGUAUUCUUUUUAGAUCAUAUGCAACUUGUGAUCUUUGUCAAAAUUCAUGCUCCGGUGUAUUUCAUCCUCCUGUGUCUUAUCAGUGUACAGAUUGUCAAAUUAAAUUGCAUGCAUGUCAUCUAGAAAACAAUGAUUAUCCUUUACCACAAUGUGCUAAAGCUGUCGGGGUUUAUUUAUUACGUGCAAACACUGUACAAGAUAAAGAACAAUGGAUGGAAUAUAUUUUGUUAACUAUGAAAUUGUUAAAAUCUACUGUAUCUUCAACACCGAACAUCCCUCGUAAAUCUUUCAAUCAAGAAUUAUCAACUGCAUCAACAAUACCAUCUACUACAACAACAACAACAUUACCUUCAUCCACAACAGGACGUUGUAUUUCUGUGCAUGGAUGUGGUCCUUUACAAUCUGUUUCACCGAGUAUAUCAACAAGUCCAAGUACAAAUUUAGCUAUACCAAUAAGAUUUAUCAAUUUAACACCACCAUCCGAUCAUCAAAUUUCUCAUGUUCGUUCAAAAUCUUCAAUUUGUGUUCAAAAUUCAUUGAAAUCAUGUCCUAUUGAAAGUUCAUCUGUUAAUAAUCAUCCUAAUAAUAAUAGUAAUAAUAAUAAUAAUAAUAAUAAUAAUAAUCAUGAGUAUUCAUUAUUGCCAUCACAUCAAUCUUAUAUUCCUACAUUGAUGUCUUAUUCAUUACAUCCAACAUGUACUGUCAAUAAUACUACUAAUAAUAAUGGUAACAUUAAUAGCACAAUAAAUUCAACAGAAUCAUCAACACCUGCAGCAUCAAACUUACCAAAAGUAAACAGUCCUCGUGAACAACAACAACACAUGAGUCGAAGCUUUACACUUGGCAUAACAAAACAUCGAAAUGAUGAUUAUACAGAUUGUUCAAUCGGUGCUGAUGGUACUAAUAGUAGUAGUAAUAAUAAUAGUGACAGUCAUCAUCAUCAUCAUCAUCCCGGUCUUGUGGUUCGAUCAAUUUCAAAGAAAGAAAGUCCUAGCUUCCAUUUAAUCAAUAACAGUAAUUAUCAUCAUCAUCAGAGUAAUAGUUACAGUGGCAGUAUUAGUAGUAGUAAUGGUAGUAGUAGUAAUAGUAAUAAUAAUAAUAACAAUAAUAUGAAUGCUAAUAAAGCAUCAACUCAUGUUCCACCACCUAUUCUCUAAUCAUCAUCAUCAUCAUCAACACUAUCAAACUAGCUUCAUUGGAUUGACGAAUUUCACAAAUGAUAAUGGUAAUGAUACAUUGUCAUUAUAAAUCAUCAGCCAGCUACUAUCUGGAUCUGUCAUUUUCAAUUAAUUGUAUCAUAAACAUACUACAAUUCGUCGCACAAUACAAUAGCAAUUUCAUCUAAUCUCUUUACAAUCAACCAAAUGGAUACCAUGUUUUAGAGAAAAAUUCACAAUUUCAUUGAAAG